AUGGUGAAGCCGCAAAACUGCGUUAAAGGAAAACCAUGUAAGCUCUUCCCAAGGUGUAUUCCAAGAGAGCAGUCCUGCCUCUCGACGCCUAGUAAACCUAGCUGCUCACCCGGUAACCGAUGCGAGCUUCACGAUGUCACCUGUGUGAAAGCCCCGUGUUGGCCAGCAAAGGUAUGCCUACCAGUGAAAUGCCCCCCGCAUGAAAAGUGGCAUGACUGUGGAACGUGCCAACCUAUUUGCGGCCAGCCAAUACCAUUUUGUCCUGCGAUUUGUGGAAAAGCAGGUUGCCAGUGCGUUGAAGGAUUCAGCAGGAACAAUACUGUUUGCGUACCGUCAAGCAGUUGCAAACAUGUCGAGGAGCCUCAUUGCAAGCAUGCGAGCUGUGCAGAGUGCAAAAAUUAUUCAAACGAUUGUGUUUGUGAAAUGGUAAUGCCGCAAUACUGUAUUGAAGGAAAGCCAUGUAAACUCUUUACGAGGUGUAUUCCACGAGAGCAGUCCUGUCUCUUGUCGCCUUGCUUUCCUGGUUUUCGAUGCGAGCUUGCCGAUAUUACCUGUGAGAAGGCACCGUGUUGGCCAACAAAGAGGUGCGCACCAGCGAAAUGCCCGCCAAACGAGGAGUGGAAUGACUGUGGAACGUGCCAACCCAUUUGUGGCCAGCCAAUACCAUUUUGUCCUGCGAUCUGUGGACGAGCAGGCUGCCAGUGCAUAGAAGGAUUCAGCAGGAACGAUUCUGUGUGCGUACCGUCAAGCAGUUGCAGUUAA
This is a messenger RNA of Necator americanus (New World hookworm), 762 nucleotides long. RefSeq lists its product as uncharacterized. NCBI's taxonomy places the organism in Eukaryota, Metazoa, Nematoda, Chromadorea, Rhabditida, Ancylostomatidae. The coding region runs from base 1 to 762 and encodes 253 amino acids. The transcript is spliced from 8 exons. The record is from RefSeq and is a predicted model, not a curated record.